This is a messenger RNA of Cynoglossus semilaevis (tongue sole), 1713 nucleotides long. It is a transcript of the gene cox15, whose product is annotated as cytochrome c oxidase assembly homolog 15 (yeast). The transcript is spliced from 9 exons. Bases 1 to 1230 code for a protein of 409 amino acids. Gene Ontology annotation, cellular component: mitochondrial inner membrane. Gene Ontology annotation, molecular function: oxidoreductase activity, acting on NAD(P)H, heme protein as acceptor. The record is from RefSeq and is a predicted model, not a curated record. NCBI's taxonomy places the organism in Eukaryota, Metazoa, Chordata, Actinopteri, Pleuronectiformes, Cynoglossidae. Gene Ontology annotation, biological process: heme A biosynthetic process.
AUGUUACUCUCCUUAUUACAUAAAACGAUGUUUUGCGGUUGCAGAAUCGCCACUAAGGGAAUUCAACGCAGCAACCAGCAGAGUCCACAGCUACGUCAGUGGCUUGUAAAAAGAAGCCAGAGCACCAUCACCACAAACGCACAGGUCUCCGUCCAAGCUGCAGCGGCUACAUCUGUUCCCAAUGCAGCUUCUAAUCUAAUAGUUGGUCGCUGGUUACUAGGCUGCAGUGGGCUAGUUGUUGGUGCAAUUGUGCUGGGUGGUGUCACCAGGUUGACAGAAUCUGGGCUCUCCAUGGUCGACUGGCAUCUUGUGCGAGAGAUGAAACCACCUCGGUCACAGGCAGAGUGGGAAGCUGAGUUCUCCAAGUAUCAGCAGUUUCCAGAAUUCAAAAUAUUAAAUCAUGACAUGACUCUGCCAGAGUUCAAGUUCAUCUUCUACAUGGAGUGGGGUCAUCGUAUGUGGGGUAGGCUGGUUGGACUUGCAUACAUUCUGCCCACGAUGUACUUCUGGAGGAAAGGAUACUUCACUCGCUCCAUGAAGGGGAAAGUGUUGGGGCUCUGUGGAUUUGUCGUUUUCCAGGGCCUCCUCGGCUGGUACAUGGUCAAAAGUGGGCUGGAAGAAAAGCCAGAAUCCUACGACAUCCCACGGGUCAGCCAGUAUCGUCUGAGUGCUCACCUCGGUUCUGCCCUGCUGCUGUACUGUGCCAGUCUGUGGACGGGACUCACUCUGCUGCUGCCUCCACAUAAAUUGACAGAAACCCACCGUCUCAUGCAGCUCAGGAGAUUUGCUAAAGGCACUGGUGGACUCGUCUUUCUCACUGCACUCUCAGGUGCUUUCGUCGCUGGUUUAGAUGCUGGGUUGGUUUAUAACUCCUUCCCAAAGAUGGGAGAACGCUGGAUCCCUGACGAUCUGCUCGCCUUCUCUCCAACCCUUAAAAACGUUUUUGAAAAUCCAACAACUGUGCAGUUUGACCACAGGAUUUUGGGAAUCUCCUCUUUGACUGCAAUCACUGGUCUAUAUUUGUUCUCAAGAAGAAUGCUGCUGCCCAGGAGGGCAAAAGUGGCCAUCAGCCUCCUCACGGCAAUGGCUUACACUCAGGUCGCCCUGGGUGUCAGCACCCUGUUGAUGUACGUCCCCACUGCGCUGGCAGCAACUCACCAGUCUGGUUCUGUGGCUCUUCUCUCAUUGGCCAUUUGGGUUCUGGCAGAGCUCCGCAAAAUGCCAAAAUAAAAGGGAUGCUGUUUAGUUGACAAAUCCAACAGCUACAGCUGGAGCCUGCAGUCACACUGGAUGGAAGGCAUUUCUGUCGAAACAAAGGCCUUUGGUUCUAGAAUUUCAAAUCUUUGUAACGUCAAACCUGGAAAAAUUUGAAGCAGUGGCAGCAGGACGUCAAUCUACUUAAAGACAAAUUAUUUUUCUUCAUGUUUUCUUUUGUAAAUACCAAAACAUAUGCAAAAAUGAUCAGUUUGUCAAAUGCUAAAAGACACAGAGAGACAUCAUUUGCAGGAUCAUGUCAAAUAGACUCAAUUACUGUUUUUGUUUUUGUUCAAUUAUGAAAACUGCCCUAACUCACCUGUUUGUCGCCACAGUGUGGCUCUUUGGAUAAUGUACAGUAUGAUCAUGUACAGUCAAUUUAAAUUAUUGUCACCAUUUCCUACUGACACAGAUAAUGAACUGUAAAGUAAAAUUAUUACUAUAAUUCUAUUAGUAGAA